CGAUCGAGUCCACUAAUCAUCAGUUGCACUCAAGUCUUCACCAGCAAUCAAUCGAAUCGAACAGAACGGAAAGCAAGAUGCGUCUAACACUUCUGGCCCUCAUCGGUGUCCUGUGCCUGGCCUAUGCCUACGCCCUGGAUGAUGCCGCCGACAACGAGCAGGUGAUCGGACUCCUGGACGUCGCCGAUCAGGGAGCAAACCAUGCCAACGAUGGAGCCCGAGAGGCCCGGGGCGGCUGGGGACGAGGAGGAUGGGGCGGCGGCGGCUGGGGUGGACACGGAGGAUGGGGCGGUGGUCGAGGAGGAUGGGGCGGCGGCGGCUGGGGUGGCCGAGGAGGAUGGGGCGGCGGACGAGGAGGAUGGGGCGGACACGGAGGAUGGGGUCGUGGUGGUUGGUAGGGCCGAUAGGCCGACGUCGAGCUGACAUUGCUGACCACGUCUCUGCCCAAACCCACCUCUUGCCCCACAUCAAAGGACACCCACCCACGGAUGUCAAGGCGUUAAUAAAGAACAUUGAAGCAUUAAAA
Molecule: messenger RNA, 526 nt
Organism: Drosophila suzukii
Lineage: Eukaryota; Metazoa; Arthropoda; Insecta; Diptera; Drosophilidae
Product: rRNA 2'-O-methyltransferase fibrillarin
Source: RefSeq, a predicted model, not a curated record